AUGAUGCACAGGAUUAGAAAAUCGCUUGACCGGGGCAGAGGAGUAGUUCAUUCGUCAAAAGACACGAACGCUCUACAGAUAAAGGAGGUUGGCACGUCGGUGAUCCAAGGCGAGCGUCCACACCAAGAAGACAGGCACAUUGCUCUGGCGCCUGGAAGCAUUAAAUCGAACAAGGACAUCGCGCUCUACGCAGUGUUCGAUGGGCAUGCAGGUGCAAAUGUAUCUGAACACCUACAGAACAACCUGGCAGACUUCGUCGAUGACGCUCUAUCUAAGGUCUCGUCGUACUCGCCGGAGACCUACAAGUCAGCGAUCCAAGACGCACUUGACCGAGAGGAUAUGGUUGUCGAUCAGAAGAACUGGAAAGACGGCUCUACCCUCGCACUUGUUCUGAUCGAUACAUCACAGAAACUCCUUGUAGAAGCAGAUCUGGGUGAUUCCCAUAUGGUGUUUGCUGAGCAUACCAGACGAAACAAGAAAGAAGAGACAAAGCUUAACAAGCUAGACCAUACACUGAGGGCUCACCACCUUGCUAAAGGCAAGAAUGAAUGGAGCAUCACGCGACUUUCUGUACCUCACAAUCCUGACAAUUCGAGCGAGAAGAAGAGGGUCGAAGAUGCUGGAGGCGAGAUCAAGUACGAUACGGGCGCUGCCAGAGUCGGCGCUCUCGCAAUGACUCGCGCCAUAGGUGAUACUGAAUUGAAGCUACCGAGGGUCAACAACUUAGCUGGUCAUAACCUGACAGAUUUGGAUGGUGUCGAGACGGGCCUCAAACCAGGUAGGAAAGCGUCGGCAGAUCUCGUCAUCAACAAGGCGCAUUUUGACGUACGGCAUCUCAAGGGUGAGAGUUUGGUCUUCCUCUCCACGGAUGGUAUCGGUGAAGAGAGAGACGCAGAGCUGGCGGCACGGACUGCAACUGACUGGAAGACACAAGGAUGGUCAGCGAAGCAAAUUGCAGAUGAGCUGGCGAAGCGAGCUGGUAAGGCAAAAGGUUCGGACAACUGUACCGUCAUUGUAAUAAGUCUGGAAGCGCCAAGCGGUGCGCAAAAGGAGAUAAAGAGCAGCAAAAUUCCGCAGCGGCAAAGACACCGCAACUCGAAGGGCGGGAAGAACACAACUCUAAGAAGUCUACCGAACCGAACGCGUCCUCGACGAAAGACUACUCAGACAAGAAGAGUACAGAUGGGCCGAAUAGACUAA
Macroventuria anomochaeta is the source of this 1200-nucleotide messenger RNA. Its product is annotated as protein serine/threonine phosphatase 2C. Gene Ontology annotation, biological process: protein dephosphorylation. Lineage: Eukaryota; Fungi; Ascomycota; Dothideomycetes; Pleosporales; Didymellaceae. The coding region runs from base 1 to 1200 and encodes 399 amino acids. The record is from RefSeq and is a predicted model, not a curated record. The transcript is spliced from 5 exons. Gene Ontology annotation, molecular function: cation binding; protein serine/threonine phosphatase activity.